CAGCACUCGACUUCAAUUUAAGCAACCUGCCUCGACCUUUUCCAUCACGCAUUUAAUCCCCAAACGUCAAGCUCCCAUUUCAAUCGCCGACCGAAUCCCCCACCGCCAUCGCCUUGUGCUCUAAGCUUGAUCUUGUUGAUCUCUUCAUUCCAUUCCAACAGUCAAGAUGUCUGAUCCACGAACAUUCUCUGAGGGCUGUCCCGUCUACGCGCCCUUCUUCGGCGCCAUGGGAUGCACAGCCGCCAUUGUCUUCACCUGCUUGGGUGCCUCCUACGGUACUGCCAAGUCUGGUGUUGGUAUUGCUGCUAUGGGUGUUCUUCGACCUGAUCUCAUCGUCAAGAACAUCGUUCCCGUCAUUAUGGCUGGUAUCAUUGGUAUCUACGGUCUCGUCGUCUCGGUCUUGAUCUCAGACGGUCUCAAGCAGGACCUGCCUCUCUACACUGGUUUCAUUCAACUCGGUGCUGGUCUUUCCGUCGGUCUUGCCGGUCUCGCUGCAGGUUUCGCCAUUGGUAUCGUAGGUGAUGCUGGUGUCAGAGGAACUGCUCAACAGCCCCGUCUCUUCGUAGGCAUGAUUCUGAUUCUCAUUUUCGCCGAAGUUCUGGGUCUCUACGGUCUCAUCGUCGCUCUGCUCAUGAAUUCGAAGGCAUCGCUGAAUGUCAGCUGCUAAAUUCAUCCACCUCCAAAUUCAAAGGGACAACGGGGCCGAGCUAACUUGGUUCUCAAUGUGGUAGGACAUCAAUCAUCCGAUGGCGAUAGCUCAGGGGUUUGGUGAAACCAUGGAAAUAUCUUAUGGUUAAAGCUGCAGGUUUUGGUGGGCCAUCAAUUUGUUGAUGGCGGUAGUAUCUGGUGUUGCUGGUGGGACAUUAGAGUACGAUAGUUGACAGACUGUCAGAUGAUGCGGUAUGUACUAUAGAAGGAUUAUUACGAUGCUGCGUUUUUCCAGUCUACGUAAUAUAUUUUGGCAAGAAACAAAAGUCAUCCUUAUAUCGUCAUCUCAUUUGUCUACUAGUGUUGCCAUAAUCUAAUCUCGUCAUGUCUCAC
Molecule: messenger RNA, 1041 nt
Organism: Pseudomassariella vexata
Lineage: Eukaryota; Fungi; Ascomycota; Sordariomycetes; Amphisphaeriales; Pseudomassariaceae
Product: vacuolar ATP synthase 16 kDa proteolipid subunit
Exons: 4
Coding region: 167-667 (166 amino acids)
Biological process (GO): proton transmembrane transport
Cellular component (GO): proton-transporting V-type ATPase, V0 domain
Molecular function (GO): proton-transporting ATPase activity, rotational mechanism
Source: RefSeq, a predicted model, not a curated record